AUGUGCAUUGAUGAUGCUCCCCUAUGUAGAGAGCCUCAUUGGAGAGUGGAUUCUGGCCCUUUAGGUGAAUUAAGAAAGAGAGUACAUGUCCAAUAUCUGGGACUUGUUUUGUUUGGAGUAUGCCCCCAUCUUAUGCAGUGUAUCUCUUUCUAA
This is a messenger RNA of Heterobasidion irregulare TC 32-1, 153 nucleotides long. RefSeq lists its product as uncharacterized. The record is from RefSeq and is a predicted model, not a curated record. NCBI's taxonomy places the organism in Eukaryota, Fungi, Basidiomycota, Agaricomycetes, Russulales, Bondarzewiaceae. Bases 1 to 153 code for a protein of 50 amino acids. The transcript has a single exon.